This is a messenger RNA of Durio zibethinus, 1198 nucleotides long. RefSeq names its product mitochondrial outer membrane protein porin of 34 kDa-like. Gene Ontology annotation, cellular component: mitochondrial outer membrane. Gene Ontology annotation, molecular function: voltage-gated monoatomic anion channel activity. The record is from RefSeq and is a predicted model, not a curated record. Lineage: Eukaryota; Viridiplantae; Streptophyta; Magnoliopsida; Malvales; Malvaceae. Gene Ontology annotation, biological process: monoatomic anion transmembrane transport.
UCUUUCCCUCUAAGGUUCUAAGGUUCAAUACUCUUGAUUCUUAUCACUGUCACUGAAAUUCUUUCUUAGAUUUUUCGUGAAAUUUUUAAUUUUAAUUCCAAAGAAAUAUAAUGGGUAAGGGUCCUGGUCUCUACACUGAUAUCGGCAAGAAAGCUAGAGAUCUUCUUUACAAGGAUUAUCAGACUGACCAAAAGUUCACUCUGGCCACCACAUCACCAACUGGAGUUGCUAUUACCUCUGCUGGAACAAAGAAAGGUGAUCUCUUUCUGGCUGAUGUUAAUACUAAGCUGAAAAAUAGAAAUGUUACAACUGAUAUCAAAGUGGACACGGACUCCAAUCUCUUUACCACCAUAACGGUUGACGAACCUGCACCUGGGCUGAAGACUAUCUUUGACUUCAGAGUCCCUGAUCAGAGGUCUGGCAAGGUUGAGCUCCAGUAUUUGCAUGACUAUGCUGGGAUAAGCUCAAGCAUUGGAUUGACUGCAAACCCAAUAGUUAACUUCUCAAGUGUGAUUGGAACUAAUGUUUUUGCUGUUGGUACUGAUCUCUCGUUUGACAUGAAGACUGGGAAUUUCACCAAAUGCAAUGCUGGAUUGAACUUCUCCAACACAGAUCUUAUUGCUUCAUUGGCUCUGAAUGACAAGGGUGAUUCUCUUAAUGCAUCCUACUAUCAUAUAGUGAAUCCCUUGACUAACACUGCUGUUGGUGCUGAGGUGACCCAUAGCUUCUCUACCAAUGAGAACACCAUCACUGUUGGCACACAGCAUGCAUUGGAUCCAUUGACUGUGAUUAAGGCACGGAUGAACAAUGCUGGCAAGGCUAGUGCUCUCAUCCAGCACGAGUGGCGCCCAAGAUCCCUCUUUACCGUUUCUGGAGAGGUAGAAACCAAGUCCAUCGAGAAGAGGCCCAAGGUUGGAGUGUCACUGGUACUCAAGCCUUGAGCUUUGUAGCUCAUUUUGGAAGAGUAUGGUAGGCUUAGAAUUUUGAAGUGUAGUCUGUUCAUAACGACAUUCAUGGUGUUGCUAUAAUAAAAAGAAAAAAAAAAUUAGAGGUGGCAUUGUGGUUUAAACUAUAUGGUUACCACCCUCACAAGAUAUUCUGUAUGUAGUUUUUGACACUGGCACAACUGGAUUUCCCAAACUUAAACCUGUUUUUAAGUAAAUUCAAUGCAAUAUUUCUUUAUAUUGUUUUCAUGAAA